AUGGCACCACCAACAGCUAUUGAAGAAGACAAUCGACAUACCAUACCAGGCUGCAAAACGAAGCUGAUGGAUCAUCAAAUAAAAGCCAUCAAGUUUAUCCAACGAAGCGAAUCAAAUCUUUUCUCAACACCACUAGAGAUAUGGGACAAUUUGGAUAAUCGGUGGGUCCACAGAGUCUUCGAAGAUGCUGUUCGGAAAGGUUAUCUUGGGAAACACAUCAAAUUUGAUGCUAAAGGAUGUAUUCUUGCGGACGAUAUGGGUCUGGGCAAGACGUUGACAACUUUAUUGGUCAUCCAACUCUCCAGUGAAGAAGCUUUGAAAUUCUCCCGUCAACAACCCGAUGUAACGAACUUGAUGCUAACCUCAGCAACAAUUAUUCUUGAUGAAGCACAUUACAUGAAGGAUCCAAAGACAAGUAGGAGCAGUGUAAUACUUGGAUUGGAAGCAGAACGACGAUUAUGCCUUACUGGGACCCCCUUGCAAAAUCAGCUUGGAGACCUCCAUAGCUUGAUGAAGUUCCUUAGAAUCGAACCUUGGAUGGAAAAUUCAAUUUGGAAGAAUUGUAUUGAAUCACCAGUUGAGAUGUGUGAUCCCCGGGGAAUUGCAACAUUACAAACAAUCAUGAACCAAAUCAGUAUGAGGAGAUUGAAAACUACAAUCUUGUCUCUCCCUCAGAAACUUGAAACAAUUAUCAACCUUGAACUGAAAACUCCGUGGAAUGAAAUAUACGAAAGAAAUCACCAAGCAUUUUCCAACCAAUUUGGGAAGAAUCGGACAUCAGGACAAGGUUGGAACUCCAGCAGUUUCUUUGCUGAGCUUGUGGAUUUAAGACAGCUGUGCAAUCACCCAGCAUUGAUGGAAAAAGGAGUCGGGACCGGAAAAUACUCGUGGGCCGAAAGCUCAAAGAUUGUCCACUUAAUGCAAGACCUCAAGUCAUUCCUGAGAAGCGGUGUUCAAUUUUGUGCGGUAAUUUUUUCAGAGUUCAAAAGGUUUCUAGAAAUAAAACGAUACUCGAAGGAGGAAUUUGGAACGCUUCAGGGAGGAUCCGCAGUGUAA
This is a messenger RNA of Puccinia graminis f. sp. tritici CRL 75-36-700-3, 1056 nucleotides long. RefSeq lists its product as uncharacterized. Lineage: Eukaryota; Fungi; Basidiomycota; Pucciniomycetes; Pucciniales; Pucciniaceae. Bases 1 to 1056 code for a protein of 351 amino acids. The transcript has 4 exons. Gene Ontology annotation, molecular function: ATP-dependent chromatin remodeler activity; ATP binding. The record is from RefSeq and is a predicted model, not a curated record.